AUGGAUCCUGAACAAAGCCAGAAGAGCACAAAAAAGGCUGAGGAAAGUCCAAGAAAGAGGCUUCCCAAAGGAGAGGCUUUCCAAGCUAGUAUUUCAUCCGCAGCUACGUACCAGGGCAGCUCCGCUCCUUCGCAAGGAACCCCUCUCCGAGAUAUCAUAUCGCAGCAGCACUUUUCUGGUUCUUUGCCGAUUCCCAGAGAGGAGUCUCAGGAGAAGACUGGACAUCAGAAGCAACCUAAGCCUUCCUCUUUCGAGCACCCUCCCCACGUCUCGCAGCUUCAGCAGCACGCACUGUCACCAGCAUUUAUGUCUCCUGGGAAACCGGAGCAUGUCCUCGAAGGUCCCACGUGGCAGCUAGUCGAUCCGGUACGACCAGGUCCCUCUGGCUCCUUUUCCUCGCCCGGGCUUCACUCUCACCACGGCCAGCUCCUACCUUCCCAUUCGCCGAUCAUUCCCGGAGAGGACAUGCCGUCCGUUCAAAAGGUCUACAUCCCUCGCCCUUCGCAGGUUUCCUUAAAACAAGCCGAGGAAGUGCACAAGAAGGAAAAGAAACCUCAGAAGCCGGGCAAAUACAUUUGCCAGUACUGCAGCAGGCCUUGCGCGAAGCCGAGCGUGCUCCAAAAACAUAUCAGGUCGCACACGGGCGAGAGGCCGUACCCUUGCAUUCCAUGUGGCUUUUCUUUUAAGACGAAGAGCAAUUUGUACAAGCAUCGAAAAUCUCACGCUCAUCGGAUCAAAGCUGGGCUGGCCUCAGGGAUCGGAGCGGAGAUGUAUCCGUCGAGCCUGGAGAUGGAGAGGAUCGGUGGCGAGGACUUCGAAGAGCCCACGGAAGGGGAAAGCACAGAUUCGGAGGAGGAAACGGGCGCGAUGUCGGGCCACUCGGUUGAGCUCUCGCCCAGGCAGAAGCACACCCUGUUGUCCAGUAGCUUGCUGAGUGGAGGGAGCCAAGGCUCCAGCCACGACCGGUGUUCCUUGUCUCAUUCCAGUAUGUCCCAGUCUCUUGAGGACAGCACCCAGUUUGCGGAGCCCUCGUCAGAACAGGCUCUGAGCCAUAAAUCCGAAGAUACCCAUACCAUAAAGCAAAAGCUCGCACUCCGCUUAAGCGAACGGAAGAAAGUCAUCGACGAACAAGCUUUCUUGAGCCCCGGGAGCAAAGGGAGUACCGAGUCCGGCUACUUCUCCAGGUCGGAAAGUGCAGAGCAGCAGAUCAGCCCGCCAAAUACCAACGCAAAAUCUUACGCGGAAAUUAUUUUUGGGAAAUGUGGUAGAAUUGGGCAAAGGACUGCGGCGUUAGCCGCAAACACGACCCAGGGGUUUCCGCACCUGUCUACCGAAGAGAAACCUAGCAUGGUACCAUUAUCUGUGCCUAGAACACAGGUUAUUGAACACAUCACUAAGCUAAUUACGAUUAAUGAAGCUGUCGUAGAUACCAGUGAAAUAGAUAGUGUUAAGCCUAGAAGAAGCUCUUUAUCUAGACGUAGCAGCAUUGAAUCUCCAAAGUCUGGUGUAUAUAGAGAACCGUUUCAGUUUGAUAUCAAGUCUGGUUCCAGUAGCCAGUUGGAUGCAUCGAAAGUGUUGACAUCCCACAGUGAAAAAAUUAAGCCUGAACAAUCAUUGUUGUCACUUCAGCAAUCCCACAGUGCCACAGAGACAGUGCCUCUCCUAAGAAGCCACUCAAUGCCUUCUGCUGCAUGCACUAUAAGCUCCCCACACACCUUUAGAGGUAGCUAUUCCUUUGAUGAUCACAUCAUGGAGCCUGAAGUCUUAAGCCGCAGUCAAGCAUUUUCUUCCCAUCCUCGAAUGCUCAAACGACAACCAGCUAUUGAGCUACCUUUGGGAGUAGAAUACGUCACGGAGGACGUUAGCUCUGCGAACAAAGAAACUGUUUCCAAACCUCCCGAGGAGCCUGAAACCAAGGAAAGCGAUCUUACCAAAAAGUCACGGAAGGGUCCGAAAGUUAAAGGGUUCAUGUACGAGUGUAACGUGUGUGGUGCUCGAUAUAAGAAAAGGGACAAUUAUGAAGCCCAUAAGAAAUACUACUGCUCAGAACUGCAGCUCUCCAAGCCUCGUUCUUCCACUUCCCAUACCUCGUCAGAGGCUGAGAAAAGCGUUGCGGAGCCUGACACGUGGCCCCAGAUGAUGCAUUACAAGCUGGGCAGCAGUUUGGAGCUCACCCCGCUCCGGAAAAGACGGAAGGAAAAGAGUCUUGGUGACGACGAGGAGCCUCCAGCUUUCGAGUUGUCCAACGCUCCCUCCUCCAGUGCUGGGCCAGGCGCUCAGUUUGCAAACCCGGCAUCAUCUGACGUCGCUUUAAACCUAACCCGUGAGUCAGUUAAGUCACCAGCAGAUCCGAGUAAAUCCGCACCUUCUGACGUCAGCGCCAGCUUUCAUUCCAGGAACACCAAACCGGCGUCGAGCGCGGAGGGCAAAGAGAGGAGAACAACCUCCAAGGAGAUCUCUGUCAUCCAGCAUACGAGCUCCUUCGAGAAGUCUGACUCCAUAGAGCAGGCGAGCAGCUUAGAAGGAGAAGACAAGCCCUUGUCCCAGAACUCAUCUCAGCCGACCCCCCAGCACAGCCGACCGCCUCACUCCCUGCAGCCCAAGCUGGUACGGCAGCCCAACAUCCAGGUCCCAGAGAUUCUGGUGACCGAAGAGCCUGACAGACCAGAAACGGAGCCAGAGCCUCCUCCGAAGGAGCCGGAGAAAACGGAGGAAUUUCAGUGGCCGCAGAGGAGCCAGACCCUUUCGCAGCUCCCUUUUGAUCGUGACGAUCACGGCAAGUCGGAGUCAAGCGGCCAGCCCUCCGAGCCCCACUCGAAGCCUCCUGGCGUUGGCUCACAUAUGUUGAUGGUACCGAGCCACCAUCAUCAUUCCAGGGAAAUGCGGAGAUCCGCUUCCGAGCAGACACCGAACGUGUCCCAUCCUUCCCAGAUGUCAGAGACCCGCAGUAAAUCCUUUGACUACGGGAGCCUGUCGUCCACUCCCGCCUCAACCCCCGGCCCCUCGGCCUCCUCGGCUCCCCAGGAGAGGAGGAAAUGCUUUCUCGUUAGGCAAGCGCCCCUCACGAGACACCCAGAGCACGAGCCGGAGUCGUCCCCAGCAGGUUUGCCCCAUCAGCCGGCGUCUUCAUCCCCUUUGCCCUCUCAUGGUACUUACCCAAGUGAAAAGACUCAGCCAAAAGACAGCCCUGAGCCAGCCUACACCCAGCCCUACACAGAAGCUCUCCAAGUGUUCCACCACCCCGUUCCCCAGCUAACGCUGCAUGAAAAGCAGUUCAUGUCCCCCCAGGUUUCCAUCUUUCCCUCCCAGCAUCUCCUGCCGCAGCCCGGGCAGUCCGCGGAGCUCUUCGCCGCGCACACCAUGUCCGACAUCCUCUCCGCUCAGUUCACCAUGCCUCAGAUCCCGCCUUCCAUAUUUCAGACGCCGCCGCUGCCUCUCCCUCAAACGCUCAUCCACCCCGGCCCGCUGCACAUCGCGCCGCCGCUCAUGGCUCACCCCGCCGAGGCGCCCUUCAGGCAGCACCCCUCCUUCCUGCCGGUGCAUUACCCCGGCUCCUCACCCAUCCCCUCGGCCUUUUUUCUGCCUCUUCAGUCUCAGUUUGCUCUCCAGUUGCCAGGUGAAGCUGGUGGACAUUUACCGCAGCUCAAAUCCAGCUUAUUCCCGGCAGCAGGGACCUCCAGUCUUUCCCCGUGCACGGAAUACGACUCGGACAGCAGGUUGCAUCCUCUGACCCGCACGACAAGCCCUUCGGUGUCUGUAUCCGCGUCUCAGCUCGUUGUUCCUGCGCGGUCAGACCCGGUGGUCUCGCUGGUCGUCCCCGUUCGCAUACAGACAAAUAUGCCGUCCUACGGCAGCGCCAUGUACACCACGCUCUCCCAGAUUCUGGUCACUCAGUCCCAGUGCAGUUCCUCUUCUCUCGUUCUCCCCAAAUUUGACGAUCGCCAAGCCAAGGGUACCCUGGUCUGCAGCGCCGAUGUUCACGGGCUGGGUUUCGAUCUGGCCCAGAUGAUCACAGAGGAUCAAAGGAGCAUUUUCCAGAGCCCGUAUUUGAGAGUGCCCUUACCCUUACCAGAACGAAAAGGCUACAUGCCCCUCACCUCCCCGUCAGACAGCAUCCUCGGACUGGAAGGAGGCCCAUCAACAGUCGGUGGAAGCAAAAGGAUGCUCUCUCCAGCUGGUAGUUUGGAGCUGACGAUGGAAACACAACAGCAGAAGAGAGUGAAAGAGGAGGAGGUGUCUGAAGCAGAAGAGACGUUGGAAGUGGUGAAGCCACCCAGUGCAAUAGAGGAAGGGAAAAAGCAGGAUAAAUCUCACUUUCUUGCAGAAAGCCAAGGCAGGGUCGAGGUUGAAACACCACCUAGCUUGUCCGCAGAGCAGUCAGAGCCAAAGGAAACCCCGAGUACUUCGCCGCAAGCUGUGUCUCAUUCAGGUUCUCCAAGUUUUGAGGCACUGGAAGAGUAUAAGCAGCCAGCUGGCAAGCAGCUCCUCAGCAAGGCACCUUUGCAACCCGUGAAGAAAGAAGACUCCAAAGAACUGGUGGAGCAGUCUCCACCAAACCCUCCAAGCCCUGCACCUCAAUCUGAGGUCGCUCGUAGUGCAAUGAAGUCUCGAGAAGGUACAGAUACGAAGAAGGUACUUCAGUUCCCCAGCCUCCACACAACCACUAAUGUCAGUUGGUGCUAUUUAAACUACAUAAAGCCAAAUCAUAUCCAGCAAGUCGAUCGACGGUCGUCAGUGUAUGCCAGCUGGUGUAUCAGCUUGUAUAAUCCUAACCUUCCAGGUAUAUCCACUAAAGCAGCCCUGUCCCUCCUGAGGUCCAAGCAGAAGGUGAGCAAGGAAACCUACACCAUGGCUACUGCUCCGCGUCCAGAGGCAGGCAGGCUUGUCCCGUCCAGCUCCAGGAAGCCAAAAAUGACAGAGGUUCAUUUGCCUUCGCUCCUUUCUAAUGAAGGUCGAAAAGAUAUAACUAGAGCUGAGAAGGAAGAGGAUAAAAGAGGAAAAUCCGAAGAAGAGGCUCUGGUAACCAAAAGAGGGGAGCCAGUCAGGAUCAAGAUCUUUGAAGGAGGGUACAAAUCAAACGAAGAGUAUGUGUAUGUGCGAGGCCGUGGAAGAGGGAAGUAUGUAUGUGAGGAGUGUGGAAUUCGCUGCAAGAAACCCAGCAUGCUGAAGAAACACAUUCGCACGCACACAGACGUCAGGCCAUAUGUCUGCAAGUACUGUAACUUUGCUUUUAAAACCAAAGGGAAUCUGACUAAACAUAUGAAGUCAAAGGCCCACAGCAAAAAAUGUCAGGAGAUGGGCGUGUUGGUAUCUUCACUGGUGGAUCUGGAAGCCGAAGAAGGAACCAGUGAAGACCUAUUCCAGGACUCUGAGGGGCGGGAGGGAUCUGAGCCAAUUGAGGAACACCAGUUUUCAGACCUAGAAGAAUCUGACGAUGACGAUGACAAUGAAGAUGAGGAAGAUGAGGAGGAAGAGGAGAGCCAAGAUGAGCCCCUUUUAAAGUUGCCGGAAGGCAAACAUACCCCCCUCCCGACACACUCUUCAGGUGGCUCUCCGUCUUCUCAAGAGGAGGGCGCCGAAACAGCGUUGUCCUUGUCCCAAGAGACUGUUUCCAGCAGCCAAAAAGCAAGUGAAGGCCAGCAGGCCUCCUCCUCAGGGCUGGAAACAAAGUGGUCUGCAGACAGCAGUGACGUUGCUGUGUGCCACAGCUUCUUGAGUCUCCACAGACCAGCUUUGACCUCCACCGAACAAUUGGCUUCUGCUGAAAGAGAGUCUGUCACAAGGCCACGGAUGUCCUUAGUUAUGGACCUGUCAACCUCGAAAGACACCUCCCCAAGGAAAAGGUGGUCUCCGAGCCAGGACUCUGGCAGAGGUGGUGGCAGCAGCAGACCAAUGCUAGCGAGAAAGCACCUGUUAACCAAAAAUGAAACUUCACCGAAACGGUUUUCGCCAACCGGAGAACUGUCUUCUCUGAGGUGCCUGUCUCCAGGGAGAGGGUUGUCUCCUUGCCAGCGCGUCUCUCCCAGGAGGGAGGCGUCUCCACUGAGGUGUGUGUCACCAAGACUCGAACUGUCACCCAGCAGGCAUCUUUCCCCUAGAAGAGAGCUGUCCCCAAGAACGUACCUUCCACCAGAAGGAGAGGUGUCCCCUGUGAGGCACUCAUCGCCGAGCAGAGAGAUGUCAUCGGUCAGAUAUUUGGCGCUGAAGAAAGUCUUGUCUCCAGGCUGUUCAGAGUCGUCUAGGUAUCCAUCUCCUGGGCAAGAGGACUUGCCUGGUCCUAGCAAAUCAGCAGCAGAUGACAAAGUUCAAAGCUCAUAUCAAGCCCAGCACGGGAUAUUAUCUUCGAUGCCGCUACCUCACAGGUUCUUUGGCAAAAAUGUCCAGCUCUACGAGUCCAAGCUGAAGAUAGAACCCCGAAGCCCAACAUGCUCACCCGGCGUCACGCAGCCCGUCUGCUCCAGACCCUUGCAGGCACCUCACGAAAUCCACGUUCCCGCCCCCAGCCGAGGGGAGGAGAACGUCUUCAGCCACCUCCCGCUGCAUUCGCAGCAGCUCGCCAGGACCCCGUACCCCAUGAUUCCCAUCGGGGGCAUCCAGAUGGUCCAGGCGAGGCCGAGCACCCACCCCAGCUUGGUGCCCGGCUCGGUCGUAUCCCUGCAAGCGGGAUACUUCGCCUCGGAGGGCAGCGGCUUCGUGGAGUUUUUUUCCCCAAAGAGGGCCGGGCACCCGCCGGCAGCACCGCGGGAGCCAUCGUCGGCGUCCGUCUCCCCGGUGGCGAAGGUUUCAAAAUACACGCUGUCCCCGGAGCUUGCGAGCGGUGGUUACUCGGAGGAGAAAAUGAGGACUAGUGAGCUUCAGCAAAAGACAGACCAGGAGGAACACAGGGUAAAAACGUUCGCGGAGCCGGCAGUCCGCUCGGCGUCGCCAGCCAGCCCCAGCCCGACCGACGAGCCCUCUCCAAAGCCUUCGACGAGCGGGGAAGAACCCUUGAACGAAACGGGCAAGAAGCAAUCUGGCAGCUCGAGCACUUCUUUCGAAUCAUCCUGCACUUUCAUCUCAGAUCUCCCCUCCCAGCCGCUGGACCGGAGCAGCAGCACCGGCUGCCUCUCGGAGCCCUCAUCGAGCCAUUCGCACGCCCAAGCCUUCUCCACCCGGAGGAGAAACCUCUCUGGAGAGCCCGGUCGCCAAGGGGGAGCCUCCAGGAAGAGCAGCCCACACCUCGAGCACGCAGAUUUAGGUCAAACUCCAAAAAAGAGGGACGAAAACACGGGGAGUACUUAA
Apaloderma vittatum (bar-tailed trogon) is the source of this 7281-nucleotide messenger RNA. Its product is annotated as transcription factor HIVEP3-like. Lineage: Eukaryota; Metazoa; Chordata; Aves; Trogoniformes; Trogonidae. Gene Ontology annotation, biological process: regulation of transcription by RNA polymerase II. Gene Ontology annotation, molecular function: DNA-binding transcription factor activity, RNA polymerase II-specific; RNA polymerase II cis-regulatory region sequence-specific DNA binding; zinc ion binding. Gene Ontology annotation, cellular component: nucleus. The record is from RefSeq and is a predicted model, not a curated record.